AACAGCAUUUAAACACUCAGUCAGAUCAGAGGAAGUGAACAAACACAGGAAGAGCUGAUAGUAUUUAAAGAAAGAGUUGUGAGCAUAUAAUGAAGAGGAAGACUGACAGAAAGAGAAAAUGGCUGAUAAGUGUCAUUUGUGUCUGCUGGGACUGAUCAUUCUCUCUUCACUUCUCACAGGAACCAGUGGAGUGAAUGAUGAUCAUGUGUUCAUCAGUUCUGGUGAAAAUGUCCGUCUGCGCUGUAAUAAUCAUCUUCAUGACUGCAAAUCAACUACAUGGAACUAUAAUAUCAGACAUUCAGCAGCAGUUGAACUGAUUGGUUUAGGGAUAAAGAAGAAAGACAUCGAGAGACAUGAGAGACUGAGUCUGGGGUCUGACUGCUCUCUGAACAUCAACAACAUCAUAAAAGAAGAUUAUGGAUCUUACAUCUGCCAACAAUAUGUGAAUGACAAACAACAAGGAACUGAUGCACGUGUUUUUCUGCAUGUUCUUCAUGUCUCUUCAUCAUCCUCACAGACUGAGAUCAGUGCAGGCAGCUCUGUGACUCUCUACUGUCAGUUGUAUUCAUAUUCUGGAGUCUCUUGUGAUGAUUGGAUCCGUUCUGAGGGAAUUCAGCUGUUCUGGGUGAAUCAGGCUGGUGUUAAUCUGACAAUAUCAGACUCCAGAUAUCAGAUAUCAGCUCCAGGACACUGUAUCAUCACUCUGACUACAACACUCCUGAAUGAAGAUGACAACAGAGAGUGGAGAUGUGAAGUUACUCACAGACAUCAAGUCAAGACCUCAGUCACAUAUACUGUCAAGAUUUCAGCUCAAGAUAAAACAACGGCAGCAGUGAUUCCAGUUCACAUCACAAACUCUCAGGAUCAUGAAACUACAAACACACACAAAACUAAAGCUCAAGAUAAAACAACGACAGCAGUGAUUCGAGUCCACAUCACAAAAUCAACUACAACAACAGCAGUAACUUCUACACGAGCUCCAGUCACUUCAACACUGAUUCCAGUCAGCAGAUCAAACUCUGAGACGACUUCAAGACAAACUACAGCAGCAGCUCCUGCACAAGUGAUUGUGAUUGUUGUCGGCGCUUCAUUCGCUGUUCUCCUUCCUGCUCUGAUUCUUUGGCUGAUUCGGAAAAAAAGAGCCGGUGUCAGAAGAGCGACUGAUGACUCUGUGGAGCAGACAGAUGAUGUGACUUAUACUCAAGUUACUGUGAACAAGAAAAACCAAGACAAAAAGAACAAGGUUCGCUGUGAUGAUAAAGUGACUUACGCUUCCAUCAGAGGAGCAGAAGCUGGAGCUCAGGAAAACUGCAGUCAACUUUAUGUCUCUGUGAACGAGAACCAUCACAAAUCAGACAAACAAUUAUACAAAACCACAUAUUAUAUUAUUGACUCCUAAUGGUUUUGUUUAGUGCCAUUAUAAAUACUGUCAGUGUCUUUUACAUAUUAGGAAACUGUAACGGAGAUGCUGAGGCAGCGUUAGAAUUCAUA
Messenger RNA from Labeo rohita (rohu), 1491 nucleotides. RefSeq lists its product as uncharacterized. Gene Ontology annotation, molecular function: MHC class II protein binding; protein tyrosine kinase binding. Gene Ontology annotation, cellular component: membrane raft; external side of plasma membrane. The coding region runs from base 119 to 1399 and encodes 426 amino acids. Gene Ontology annotation, biological process: positive regulation of ERK1 and ERK2 cascade; T cell activation; interleukin-15-mediated signaling pathway. The record is from RefSeq and is a predicted model, not a curated record. NCBI's taxonomy places the organism in Eukaryota, Metazoa, Chordata, Actinopteri, Cypriniformes, Cyprinidae. The transcript is spliced from 10 exons.